GCCGGAGCCCCGCGCGGCGACGGGGCGGCGCCCGAGCCUCGAGCCAAUGGCGCGGCGCCUCCGUUUAAAUAGACGGGCCGUGUCAAUCAGCUUCUCCUCCGUCCGCCUCCCUUCAAUCGCCAUAUUGGGCCACUGGCUGGAAAAAAAGGCUCGUCUCUCCCCCCCCCCUUACACACCCGCCCAGAGCGAAGCCUUGACAUCGGGACGAGGCUUUGGGCCAAAGCGCAGGAUCCCCGGGCAGCCCUCGCCUCCCGUCACCCAGCUACUGGUCCGGGCGCUGCUGCUGCUCCGCUCCCCCCCCCCCCGCCUCCGCCUCCGCGAUCUGCUUCCUCCCCCCCCCCGCUGGUGCACUUGGUCCGCAAUAAGACAUUCCGCUUGCCCCCCCCCCCGCGCCCCUCCUCUCCGCCUUUCCCCGCCUCUGGCUUAUGCAAGGGCUGCUCGGCUGCUGCUGCUGCUGCUGCGCGGGGGGGGGGGGCUCUUCGAUGUGUUUUUGUUUUGAAGUCUUCAUCUCGGUCGGGCUCCGGUUUUAAACCCGCCCGCUGCGCUCUCCCCCUUCGCGCAAGAGCCCGGGCGCGGGGCUCGUCGGGAUCGGCCGCCGGAUCUCGCUCGCGGGACGGCGCGGGCGGCGGGGACAGCUCCGGGCGAUGUCCCACGUCCGCCUCUCGAAUGGGAGCCCGACGCUGGAGAGGAUGGAAGCCCGGCAGGCGGACUACCCGAAGCCGUCGGCUUGCCGGAGCCUCUUCGGCCCGGUGGACCACGAGCAGCUGGCCCGCGAGCUGGAGAAGCAGAGCCGCGCGCUGGAGGAGGCCGGCCGCAGCAAGUGGAACUUCGACUUCGGGCGCUGCCAGCCCCUGCAAGGCAGGUACGAGUGGCAAGCCGUGGCCAAGGACGCCCUGCCCGACUUCUACAGCAGACCCCCCCGGCUGAGCCGAGGCCGCGCCAAGGCCGGCAGCCAGCCGCGCCGGGGGGGCUUGGAUGGCCGCGGCCCCGACGGCGCUCCGGCGCGCUCAGGGAAUCUCGAGGAGGAGGAGGAGGACGCCGCGCGGCGGCCGGAGCAAGAGGCGGGAGCGGCGGGCGCUGCCACGGAUCUAGGGCGCCAGAGCCCCGGGCCAAGGAAGCGACCUGCUGCGGACGAUUCCUCUCCUCAAAACAAAAGAGCCAACAUGACAGAAGAGGCUAUUUCAGAAGACUCUUCCAGUGCCUGCUCAGUGGAACAAACACCCAAGAAAUCCAGCCCAAGACGGCAUCAAACGUAAAUUGUUUAUUAGAAUUAAGAACAUUCAUUUCCUUGUUCUUUGAAGGCAUCAAGUUCAUGAAGCAAGGAAGAUGCAGAGUUUGUAUAUGAAAAAAGAAAGAAAACAUAUCACUGAUUCUCCUCAGUGGAGAACUUGUACACGCACUGAAACAAAACAAACCCAUAAUUUAAUAACACUAAAGUCGGGCACUCUUAAAAGAGCUGCCUCUUAAAGCAUCGGAUGUAGCAUUCUGCAAUUAAGUUUUUCCUCAUUUGCUUCACUGUACUACCUGUGUAUAUAGUUCCUACAUUAUGUAGCACAUAAACCUCUCCUUGCGCCCCCCCCCUUUUGGGGUUAGUUUGUUCUGGGAAAGGGUGGGGUGGUAAAAGGUGAUGGGUUCAAAAAUCUGCUUCCAAGAUCCAGAAAGCAGAGAUUUGUAUGAAGAGAAGCAGCAUAUGUGUUUAUUUCUUAAAGAUGUACUGUCCCUAUUAAUGGAAUCUAAAAAUCAAUGUUAACACUGGCUACAGCAGAUUGAUAGAAUUUGCUGGUGAAAUUUCUACUUAUUCAGAGCAUGUUUCAGUGGGAGGUUUGCCUAUGCUAAAUCCCACUAAAAUGAAUGGCAGUUGUGGAAGACAUCAAGCUCACAGCAAGUGCAGAAGAAUGUUCCAUGGAAUUGUGCCCUAGACUUUAUGGAGGAACUGUGUUUCCAUUAUGUAGCAGCAUAAAGGCUCCUGCUCCAGGACCCUUUAAGUGUUCAAUUCUAUUUCUUUUUAUUUUUGCCACCUAUAAUAUAUUACUAUAAAUGAUUUCAAAAGUAAUUUAUAAAUAAAUCAGCUGAAUAGAAUGGAAGGGAAAUUAGUAAAACCCUGAACUUCAACCUUUCUUCAUCUCACUCACGUCCCUGAUGUUCAUGGCUGGGUAAAUGAAAGGAAAACUACAUCUUUAAACAGUAUUUUUUACAUUGCCUGUAUGUUUAAAAAAUAAGGUUUUGAAUUGUACCUGUGUACAUAACUUUGUAAAGACACUGAGAAAUUAUACUAACUUAUUUAUGUUAAAGAUUUUUUUUUUAAUCUAGAAGAUAUUUUCCCAUAAAGCCAAAGCGGCCUGUGUCUUGUGCAUUUGUAAAUGCUCUAUUUGAUAGGGUGUGUUUUUUUAGUUUUUAUUGGGGGGAUUUGUUUUGUUAAUUAAUAUGGCUGUGCUUAAAUGAUUGCAGACUGAGCCAAGUUUAAUAUUUUUUUGUAACGUGUGAAAACAGUUGCCAAUUGAUAUUGUUUUACAUCAAGCAAUCAAUAAAGAAAACUGCCAUAUAUAAAUAUA
Messenger RNA from Podarcis muralis (Common wall lizard), 2552 nucleotides. Its product is annotated as cyclin-dependent kinase inhibitor 1B. Gene Ontology annotation, cellular component: cytoplasm; nucleus. Gene Ontology annotation, molecular function: cyclin-dependent protein serine/threonine kinase inhibitor activity; protein-folding chaperone binding. The record is from RefSeq and is a predicted model, not a curated record. Gene Ontology annotation, biological process: G1/S transition of mitotic cell cycle; negative regulation of cell population proliferation; negative regulation of mitotic cell cycle. Lineage: Eukaryota; Metazoa; Chordata; Lepidosauria; Squamata; Lacertidae.